Messenger RNA from Lampris incognitus (smalleye Pacific opah), 2064 nucleotides. RefSeq names its product rhophilin, Rho GTPase binding protein 1 (gene rhpn1). The transcript is spliced from 16 exons. NCBI's taxonomy places the organism in Eukaryota, Metazoa, Chordata, Actinopteri, Lampriformes, Lampridae. The coding region runs from base 1 to 2064 and encodes 687 amino acids. The record is from RefSeq and is a predicted model, not a curated record. Gene Ontology annotation, biological process: signal transduction; negative regulation of stress fiber assembly. Gene Ontology annotation, molecular function: protein binding.
AUGGAGGAACCUGCGACGAGGCAACUGGAGAUGUCCCUGUCAGACCCUGCAUCGGAUGACGAGAUGUCUACAACGUUGCCCAAAGAGGGGGGCAGCCACAGCGGGAGCAUCCGAAAGGGAUGUGAUCCCUUUGCCCAGACUCAGCGCAGUAAGCUGCAGCACCGGCGAGCUCGCAUCAACCAGCAGAUCAACAAGGAAAUGCGCAUGAGGGCUGGAGCAGAGAACCUCUUCAGGGCCACCACUAACAACAAGGUGAAGGAGACCGUGGCUCUGGAGCUCAGCUUUGUCAACUCCAACUUGCAGCUGCUCAAAGAAGAGCUGGAAGAGCUCAACAGCAACAUGGAGGUCUACCAAACUGAGAGUGAGACAGUUAAUGUUCCCAUGAUCCCGCUCGGCUUGAAAGAAACCAAAGAGGUUGAUUUCACUCUUUCUAUCCAGGAUUUCAUCUGUGAGCACUAUGGAGAAGACUGCUCUCUCUAUGACAAAGAAAUUAAAGAGCUGAUCGAGCUCAGGCAGGCCAUGCGCACCCCCAGUCGCGACCAGGCUGGUCUGGAGCUGCUGAUGGAGUACUACAACCAGCUCUACUACCUGGACCAGCGCUUCUUCCCUCCAAACAGGAACCUUGGGGUGCACUUUCACUGGUAUGACUCUUUGACCGGUGUUCCAUCGUGCCAGCGUGCCUUGGCCUUUGAGAAGGGCAGUGUGUUAUUUAACAUAGGUGCCCUGUACACACAGAUAGGGGCUCGGCAGGACCGUUCUGCCACCGCUGGCAUAGAUCGGGCCAUAGACGCCUUCCAGAGAGCCGCAGGCGCAUUUAAUUACCUGAAAGAAAACUUUUCCAAUGCCCCAAGCCUGGAUAUGAGUGGGCCUUCACUCUGCAUGUUGGUGCGGUUGAUGGUCGCUCAGGUGCAGGAAUGUGUGUUUGAGCGUGUAAUACUCUCUACGCAAGACACACACUUCACUUCACAACUCCGCUUGGCACAGGAGGCGGCUCGGGUGUCAGAUGUGUACUCAUUGGUACAGCAGACUAUGUCCCAGCCCCUGGUGAAGGACUAUGUGCCAUUUUCCUGGGCCUCCAUGGUUCAGGUGAAAUCUGAACACUUCCGUGCCCUCUCUCAUUACUAUGCUGCUGUUGCACUCUGUGACCACGCACAGUCUUCUGAGGAGGUAGAGGAGGGGGAUGAGGAAGCAGACAAAGUAUUUUUCCAGUUCCACGUCAGUGCUCCUGCAGGGUCUCCUAUCUGUCAGCUUCUGCGAGACCCAGAAGAAAGACGAAAGCUGGGUAAAGCUCACUUGAGACGUGCCGUGAUCAGACAUGAGGAGGCCAUGCGUAUCCACAGUCUGUGUAAGAUCUUGAGGAAAAUGGACAUCCUACAGGAUGUGCUUUCUCUCAUGCACAAACGCUCUUUAGACAAGUACUCUGAGCUGGACAGAGAGGACGACUUUGAUGAGACUGCCGAGGCUCCAGAGAUACAGUCUCUAACCCAUCAGAAACCAGACGUCACGCCUCCCAACUUCGCUAAGGUUCAAGUUACUGACAUCUUCCAAAGGCUGGGUCCUCUGUCAGUGUUCUGUGCGCGGGCACGCUGGGGCCCCGUGCGUGUGAUCUGUCUGCAGAGAAGAGAGGGUGGUCUGGGUCUUACACUGAGAGGAGAUUCCCCUGUCCUAGUGGCAGGAGUGGUGCCUGGUGGCUGUGCUGCGGAGGCAGGACUGAGGGAGGGAGACUACAUAGUGGCAGUUGAUGGACAGGAUUGUAAGUGGGCCAAGCAUGGGGAGGUGGUCCACAUGCUCAAGAGCUGCAGCGACAGAGGAGUGGAGCUCAGCGUUGUCACGCUCCACUCACACGAUACCCAGGUGGACAGGAGGUCAGUCAUGCAUUCCCACAGCAGUGAGAAGGAGAACACUCGUCAGCGUCUGCUGGGUGGAGCCAAGGGCCAGAGUUCUGCAUCCCUCCUCAACUGGAACAGGAAAAAGAAGAGGGAAGGGGGCGGGGUCUCUAAGAGACUAGGAAGCACUUUCAGCUUGUCAUUCGGAAGCCUGCGAGACACUGAGGCGAUGUACUAA